Messenger RNA from Acanthoscelides obtectus, 1344 nucleotides. The record is from the annotation of a GenBank genome assembly. NCBI's taxonomy places the organism in Eukaryota, Metazoa, Arthropoda, Insecta, Coleoptera, Chrysomelidae.
GUCCGCGGUCCGAUAGCCGUUCACACCGUUGACAGCGCACUCAAGGCCGGUCCGAAAGCCUCCGUGAGCACAUUGGUAUGAGCGCGUGACGUCACCUAUUGCGUCACGGAUAGCGUUUACGAGACGUUCACGGCGUACAGGCUGCAAGGCAUGAGCGGGUUAAGCGCUUGCGCUGUUCGCGGCUAUCGGACCGCGCAAUGCGCGUUUAUUACCACGACCGAGCAAUUAGGCGGGAACAAAUUUUGGAAAAAUAAUUAUUUAUACCUUUUGUGUAUAUUAUGGCUGACGUUGAAAUUCCGGUGCAGGCUGAAGGACAAGAGUUGCUAUCAUUGAUAGUGAGUGCAGCUGAUGCCGCGAAAAUCUAUUCCGGAGGUAAAUAGAAUCAGCUUGCUGAUGAAAUAUAGAGACUUGCAAAGACUCAAUUGCGUUCAUUUAUAUUUUCAAGUCUUGGCCAAUUAAUAAUAGUUAUUCUUUGUCUUUAUAUUACAUGAGGCUCUAUUAAAUCGUCUGUACCACGAUGUUAUAGAGAAAAAAAACAAAAGCCAUCCAGACCAGAGCGCAUCAGCUUGUACGCCGACCGCUGCACCUAUUCCUUGUUCUACUCUUCCCCCUGCAUUUCCUCAUCCACUUGAAGAAGAAGAUGAAGCUAUCAGUGGUCCUGCUCCACCUGGAGUAGAAAAGGCAGAUGAGGAAGAUAAGUUUUUGUGGCCUACACAAAUGGUUUUUCUGCUAUUGUCUAAAUUCGAAGAGUAUAGGCCACAAUUUGAUGCGGGGGAGAAAACCCAUAAGUCAUUGUGGUUACAAAUUGCAGAAGAUAUUAAAAAGCUAACUGGAUCUACCCUUUCCCAUAGUCAACUUCAGUCAAAGCUAAAUGGCCUCAAAAACCGAUACAAAAUAAUAUUGGCGAGGAAGGGUAGAUCUGGUAGUGGCACUAUUAGAUGGCCGUACCUAGAGCGGAUGGAAGAAUUAUUUGGUCGCUGCGCAUGGGCCAAUCCCAAGGCCACUGCUGACGAAAGGGGCCCCAUUCAGCCAGAACCCAUUGCCAAAAAAAUGAAGAAAACAGAUGUCACUGCCCUAGAAAAAUUAAAAUUACGGAAAGAGAAAGAGGAUCGAAGUAGAGCCAGAGAAGAAAAACGUAUGCAGGCACUGCAGGAAUUGAUGGAAAUGAAGGAAAGGCACCAUAAAGAAAAAAUGGAUGCUCUAAAGAAGAUAGGCGAAGCUUUGGCAGGGCGUAAAUUAUUUGAAGAUGAAAACUAGGCUUCGUGUAUUCGGGUUUGGUCAAUUUUUGCAUAUUUUUAUUUUUUUUGUUUGUUUUGAUAAUAUUCGUUGAAUUCUGUUCUGUUG